Messenger RNA from Astyanax mexicanus (Mexican tetra), 1917 nucleotides. It is a transcript of the gene drd4a, whose product is annotated as dopamine receptor D4a. Lineage: Eukaryota; Metazoa; Chordata; Actinopteri; Characiformes; Acestrorhamphidae. Gene Ontology annotation, biological process: adenylate cyclase-activating adrenergic receptor signaling pathway; adenylate cyclase-inhibiting dopamine receptor signaling pathway. Bases 564 to 1727 code for a protein of 387 amino acids. Gene Ontology annotation, molecular function: dopamine neurotransmitter receptor activity, coupled via Gi/Go; G protein-coupled receptor activity. Gene Ontology annotation, cellular component: plasma membrane. The transcript is spliced from 4 exons. The record is from RefSeq and is a predicted model, not a curated record.
ACAGCUCGUCAUUAGCAGGGCAGUGAGCGCGUGUCCCCCUUCAGCUCGUGAUAAUAAUAACAGCUCUGCUCUUCGAGCGGAGCGGAGCUGGAAAGCGGGGUCUGUCUUUCUGCCCCCUCACACAGCUCACUCCUCCACCACCACCAGCUCCAAACCCGUCCUCCCACACCCCACGCGCACUCACACACAGACAGCCCGGGAGCUCCACAGUCAGAGCGGGGCUGGGGGAAAGUUCCCGCGCUCGGAGUUCAGAGUCUCAGAGUUGGUCUGAGAGUUUAGACUGAGAGUUCAGACGGGAGCUGCUGGCGCGCGCUCUGAGCUCUGUACUCUCUGGGCGGAUGCGCGAGAGGUGAAGGCGCGUUAAUGCGCUUACCGCGCGUGUCACGCGCCACGGACGGGCGACGGCGUGAGGGAGCGGCGGCGGAGGACGGAGGAGAGCUGGAAUAAUGGCAGGAGAGACGCUGCUGUCCUUCUCCUCCUCGGCGGGUCGCGCUCUGCGAUGAGGGGCCCUGGCUCUGCUGCUGCUGCUGCUGGAGAACUGACCCGCGCGCGGAUACACAGCGAUGCCGCGCGACCUCGCGGCUCCCACACACACCGGCACCAGCAGCGCCACCGGCACCGACUACAACUUCCCCGCGCUCAUAUUCGGAGUCCUGCUCAUCAUCGUCAUCAUCUGCGGGAACGUGCUCGUGUGCCUCAGCGUGUACGCGGAGAAAGCGCUAAAGACCACCACCAACUACUUCAUAGUGAGCCUGGCUGUAGCAGACCUGCUGCUGGCUGUGCUGGUGCUGCCCCUGUUCGUGUACGCGGAGUUCCAGGAUGGAGUGUGGUCUCUCAACAUGACCAUCUGCGAUGGCCUGAUGACCAUGGAUGUGAUGCUGUGUACUGCUUCCAUAUUUAACCUCUGUGCCAUCAGCAUUGACAGAUUCAUUGCAGUGUCUGUCCCACUCAACUACAACCGCAAGCACGUGGACCAACGGCAGAUUGUCCUGCUGUCGGCCACAUGGAUCCUGGCGCUGGCAGUGGCCUCUCCUGUGCUGUUCGGCAUUAAUGACGUGCCAAACCGAGACCACAAGGAGUGCAAGCUGGAAGACAACAACUACAUUGUCUAUUCCUCAGUCUGCUCUUUCUUCGUGCCCUGCCCCAUCAUGCUGAUCCUCUACUUCGGAAUAUUCCGGGGCCUCAGAAAGUGGGAGGAGGCAAGGAAAGCUAAGUUGAAGAGUGGAAUGCCGGCCUGUCAGAAGCUUCAGGAGGCUGCAGCAUCUCUACCGCCUUUGGCUUCUCUACCACCUCCACUACCCCCCAUCAUAGAAAAAGACUUCUCAGACUUGAACCUUGAGGAACUGGAUCAAGAAGAAGACCCAAUCAACCACUACCCUAAAGACUGUAAGGAUGGACCGGUGAAUUCACUGUCCUACCCUGAUGGAGCUUACAACCGGGACCAGAAUCAGAACCAGGAGAGGAAGAGGGCCAAGAUUAAUGGGAGAGAGAGGAAGGCCAUGAGGGUUCUUCCUGUUGUAGUGGGUGCCUUCCUGUUCUGCUGGACUCCGUUCUUUGUAGUGCACACAAUGCGUGCGCUGUGUGAGGACUGUGAAUUUCCCAGCAGCCUCAUCAGCACCGUCACAUGGCUGGGCUACGUCAACAGUGCUCUCAACCCCAUCAUCUACACCGUCUUCAACACAGAGUUCAGAAAGUUCUUCAAGAAGUUUUUGCCUAAAUGUUGCUAGUCACUCUGCAUGCCUAUCGGACAUUUGGGCUCCAAGCAUCAUGUGAGCGUGACAUGACGAUGAUUGUAAAUAACCAAUAAGCAAUGCUUAUCUAUUGUAUAUACUAGAAUGUAUAUCUUGCAAUUCCAUUGCUGUUUGUUUCAUUGUUGUAUUUCUACAUGUACUUUUUCAAUACAUGCUUCCAUGCUUC